AUGGGCAACGCCGCAUCAACUCUGGCUGGCGGUGUCGGAGACGUCCAAGAUGCCGACUUCGGCCUGGAGAGUGCUGAGGCAAUGGAGAUCAAGGAUGGGGACGUGUUCGACGAGGACCAAGCCGAGACGGAGGGGCCGCCGGCGGUCGCGUUGAAGUGGUGCACCAACGGCUGCUGGCACAAAGCCCCCACCGUCUCGGUGGUCGACGGCGUGGCAGACUCGAGCCACGCGUGGCAAAUGGACGCCGCGGCGAUCAACGUCUGGCUGAAGACGCCGGGGUCGCGGCGCGCCUUCGAGCUGAACAAACGCCUUGCUGUUGCUGGCGCGCUCUUCGCGAUUGGGGACUACGUGCACGGCCCUCUGAUCGUCGGCGCCAACGACAUGAAGGAGUUCUGCGACGCGGCCGGGUGCGAGCUGAAAGCCGACCCGGUUGCGCCGCUCGCGACUGGCCCGGUGCUCGGCAAGCUCAGCGCAACGGCCAUGGGCGGAGCGAUGAACCUGAUAUCGGCGGCCGCCACUGCGAGGUGGACUCGAAUCCACGUACUCGGUGGAUACGCGCGCCCUCCAGCAAAGAGGCGCGCGUUCACGGCGCGCCAGCCAGAGCGCGCUACGGCUGCAAAGGCGAACCAGAACCACGCGGAUUCGGUGGUGUACCGCGUCCUCGACCUCAUGGGCGUGAGAGAUGAUGGCGCGGGCUGUGCCGCGAUGUAUUGCCUGGCGAAGUCGGCAGACUUCCUGGCCGUGGCCGCCGCGCAGCGCCUGUCGGCGUGUCGGUCCAAUGAGGGCCGCGCACGGUCAGGUCAGGACCCACUUCACGGUGCGAUGGCGAUGCUGGACGCGUCGCUCGUGGAUGGCGCGCGCGCGAAAGCGCCGCAAAUUGCGUACUCGACGAACUACGUGCUGGAGGGGGACGAGCAGUGCGACGCAGUGCUGGACGGGCACGCCGGGCCGCUCGCGAUCAGAGCCGGGGGCGUGGUCGCACUCCAACGACUUGUCCUGCGGCUGAACCCUGCCUGCCAGCCCAGGCGCGACGGCGGGUGCGCGACCCUCCGCACUUCGACGCGGGCGCUGGAGCGGCCCAUUCUCGACAAUCCCGCGAUUUGCCAUCCUGCGUGGGCUUCGCUCCUCGGCGGUGUGGGCCAGAUCAUGGUCAAGGCGUCUUCGGCGCCGCUCCGGCAGGCCGCGGCGAAGGUGAGCGCGGCCUUCGCGGCCUGCGAAGAAGGCCGCAGCGGGAAGGCCUGCCGCGUAGCUUCGGACAUAAAGUGCAUGGAGCGCGGCGACUGCGCCACGUUGGUGACAGCGGCAGCUGCGUACGGCGCGCUCUUCAAGGUGAUCUCUCUUGACGCCGACGGGGCCCGGAACCUCGUGCGCGCUGUCGCGAGCAACGCGCUGGACGCGAGCAACAUUGGCCUGCUCGCGCUGGGCGCGACCUUGGAGGCGGCGCGCGCCAUGCUCAGCGGCGCCGUGACGUCUUUCGCAGACCCCAACCAGCACCAGAACGGCAAGGGCGCUGUCGACGGGCUCAUGACUGACAAUGCGGCGGGCGUGUCAGGCUCGGCUUCUGCAGGCUCGGCGACUUACACAGGCGGUCAGGCGGCGCCCGCUGAUGCGGCGACGGCCGGCGCAGCCUUCAAAAUGGAGAAGAAGACUGGAGGCGGCGGGGCAAAGCGGCCGCAAGGUGGCGCUUUCUCGCGAUUGCUCGGCGGCGGUCUGUUCGGUGAUGCGCCCCGCGCGGACCCGCUCGAAGCCGCCAUCGAGGUCCUCGCGGUCUUCAACGCACGCAAUUGCCUGUCGCCAGGUACGCUGACCUCCCUGAAGAAGCAGGACGUUCUGCGGUUUGUCCAAGAAGUUCGCAACGAGGACCGCACGGCCUGGGAGGCCUUGUACGGCUCGAUCGACGGCGCCAACGCAAUGGUUGCCAGCCUUGUCGGGGCCCGGUCGCCAGACGAGUGCAGGGCCAUCGGCGAGAUCCGCAGCGCGGUCGAGACGGGCGUGCUGGCUGUGCUCAUGGGGACGAUCGAGGACGCGUUCUACGUCGACAAGGGGAGUGGGCCUGCGCCGCCUGCUGACGAAGACGCUCGCGACGAUGUCAUACUGGCGGCGUUCCACUCGUGCAGCAAGGCGGCCGGCGCGCUCAAAGGCCAGCGUGCCGGGCGUCUCAAGCCCUCGCCGAACGAGCAGAUCCAAACCCUAGAAGCAGCGUUCGCAAAGAUCGCCAUAGCAUUCGCGCUUGACGAGGUGAAGACCGUCAUGGCAGCAACCGGGUGCAAGAACGGCGCGGGCACCUCUUACCUCGAGGUGAUCGGGCCCGAGAACAACUCCACCGCGGAGAUCAUGGACGAGAUCGGGCAAUUGAAGGAUGAGAUCGCGCAGGCAGGUGCGCCCGCGGCGAGCGGCUCGUUAUG
This is a messenger RNA of Prorocentrum cordatum, 2405 nucleotides long. NCBI's taxonomy places the organism in Eukaryota, Dinophyceae, Prorocentrales, Prorocentraceae. The record is from the annotation of a GenBank genome assembly.